AUGUCAUUCUUAGAUCGCCACGAAGACCAACAGUUACUGGCACCAUUUAAGCCACCGUUUAGGCGGAAAUUCAAGCCAAAGGCCAAGACAGGCUGCUACACUUGCAGGAUCCGAAGAGUCAAAUGUGAUGAGACACGGCCAGCAUGUCGUCGUUGCAUGUCCACUGAUCGGGUGUGUGAUGGGUAUCCGUCCGUAUUCCGAGUCUUGACCCUCGGGGGCCCCCAGUCAUCACCUUUAGUGCCCACCCCUAGUUUUCAGCCGACGCUCUCUCUAUAUCAGCCAAAGUCUUCCACAGUUACGACCGAUCAAGUUGAUAAGCUGGCCCUUUACUUCCACCGAAAGCACCGAGACAACGUAUGCUAUCGGGACGAGGCCCGGGCAAUACUGGCAAAUCUCUCAGAUCCCACUGUCCGCCAUGCACUCGAUUCUCUGAUCGCUCUCCGUGACGGGAUCGGGACGACAACACACACCGCAAUUAUUGGCACCGACGGCGUACUCAUCAAUCAACACAGCUUGGAUGCGUACAGCACGGCAGUCUCCAGCCUCGCAUCUCGGCUGAGAGAGGAGCCCAACCGAAUAUCUGCUCUGGUUGCACUCGUGUGUUGCCAGAUGUUUGUGAGCAUAGAGGUCAUGAUGGGCGACUACACUACCGCCUUCCAACACUUCCUUCUAGGACUUCGUAUCAUGCAUCAAUACCGGAACCGCCCAAGUGUGAGCGACAGCGGCCGGGUAGUUCCUUGUUGCAAACUCGGUUUUCCUCAUCUGGAUGAGUUUGCCAUCAAGCUCUUCGCCUCAGGCUAUCCUGGGCCCAAGCACUUAUCUUCCUGCGAAAGAGGGCGCAGUAGCUCCGCGACAAGCAACAUCAACACCAUUUUGUGCGAUCAGGCGCGCAGCGAUCUGAGCGUUCUUUCCGUCGAAGUACUGGAGUUUUUGAAACGAGUGACAGACUUGCGGACCCAGUACCAAGUAGCCGAGUUGAAGGCAACGAGGGCGCAGAUCCUGGGCUGCCUGCAGUCUUGGGAGGAGACGUACUCUGAAACAGCUAAUGAGAUGAUUAAGCGAACAACUGCCAAAGGAGUACGUUUUGGAGCCGCAUUCUCCCUUCUCCUUCAUGGUGUCUUGAAAGUGGUAGUGAACCUGGCAAUUGGGGCCUCUACAGAUGAUGUAAACGCACUGGGAGAACAGGUCGCUACGAUUAAAGCGAUCGCUCAUAUGGCUACGGAAAUAGGGAAAGCAGUUUAA
Fusarium vanettenii 77-13-4 is the source of this 1242-nucleotide messenger RNA. RefSeq lists its product as uncharacterized. The transcript is spliced from 2 exons. Gene Ontology annotation, biological process: regulation of DNA-templated transcription. NCBI's taxonomy places the organism in Eukaryota, Fungi, Ascomycota, Sordariomycetes, Hypocreales, Nectriaceae. Gene Ontology annotation, molecular function: zinc ion binding; DNA-binding transcription factor activity, RNA polymerase II-specific. The coding region runs from base 1 to 1242 and encodes 413 amino acids. The record is from RefSeq and is a predicted model, not a curated record.